Molecule: messenger RNA, 2462 nt
Organism: Populus euphratica (Euphrates poplar)
Lineage: Eukaryota; Viridiplantae; Streptophyta; Magnoliopsida; Malpighiales; Salicaceae
Product: ent-copalyl diphosphate synthase, chloroplastic-like
Exons: 14
Coding region: 1-2382 (793 amino acids)
Biological process (GO): gibberellin biosynthetic process
Cellular component (GO): chloroplast
Molecular function (GO): magnesium ion binding; terpene synthase activity
Source: RefSeq, a predicted model, not a curated record
AUGGCGUCCUUUUCAAUAGGUGUUUGGCUGUAUGGGGCUAGAGGCAAGCACUUUCAUGCUCACUCAAGAUGCAGUGCUAUAUCCAAAUCUCGCACUCAAGGAUAUGCAGACUUGUUUCAUCAACAAAAUGGUCUGCCAUUGAUAAAAUGGCCUCACGAUGUUGUGGAGGAUGACACAGAAGAAGAUGCUGCUAAGGUUUCUGUAGCUAAGGAAAUAGACGAGCAUGUCAAAACUAUUAAAGCAAUGCUGGAAAUGAUGGACGAUGGAGAGAUAAGCAUCUCAGCUUAUGACACCGCAUGGGUUGCUCUUGUGGAAGACAUUAACGGGAGUGGUCUUCCUCAAUUCCCAUCUAGCCUUCAGUGGAUUGCAAACAAUCAGCUUCCAGAUGGUUCAUGGGGUGAUGCUGAAAUAUUUUUGGCGCAUGAUAGGUUGAUUAAUACGCUAGCAUGUGUUGUCGCAUUGAAAUCAUGGAAUUUACAUCAAGAAAAAUGUGAAAAAGGUAUGUUAUUCUUUAGAGACAACUUAUGCAAGCUUGAAGAUGAAAACGCUGAGCACAUGCCUAUUGGAUUUGAAGUUGCUUUCCCUUCACUUCUCGAGAUAGCUAAAAAAUUAGACAUCGAAGUUCCUUAUGAUUCUCCUGUCCUGCAAGAAAUUUAUGCCAGGAGAAAUUUAAAGCUGACAAGGAUACCCAAGGACAUAAUGCACAAUGUGCCCACAACACUACUCCACAGCUUAGAAGGAAUGCCAGGCCUGGAAUGGAAAAGGCUUCUAAAAUUACAGAGCCAAGAUGGGUCAUUCUUGUUCUCCCCAUCCUCCACUGCCUUCGCACUCAGUCAAACUAAAGAUACAAACUGCAUGGAAUAUUUAAAUAAGGCGGUCCAAAGAUUUGAAGGGGGAGUCCCCAAUGUCUACCCGGUUGACUUAUUUGAGCACAUAUGGGCCGUGGAUCGUUUGCAGCGCUUGGGAAUAUCAAGAUAUUUCGAAUCCCAGAUCGACGAAUGUGUCAGUUAUAUUCAUAGAUAUUGGACUGAAGAUGGCAUUUGCUGGGCAAGAAACUCCGAGGUCCAUGAUAUUGAUGACACAGCCAUGGGAUUCAGGGUACUAAGGUUAAAUGGGCACCAUGUAUCUGCUGACGUGUUCAAGCAUUUUGAGAAAGGCGGUGAAUUUUUCUGCUUUGCGGGGCAGUCAACAGCGGCAGUAACAGGAAUGUUCAACCUGUAUAGAGCUUCUCAGCUGCUGUUUCCGGGAGAGAAGAUCCUUGAGAAGGCCAAGGAAUUCUCAUUCAAAUUCCUAAGAGAAAAACAAGCUGCUAAUGAACUUCUAGAUAAAUGGCUUAUAACGAAGGACUUACCUGGCGAGGUGGGAUUUGCAUUGGAAAUUCCAUGGCAUGCGAGCUUGCCUCGCGUGGAGUCGAGAUUCUACAUAGAACAGUAUGGUGGUGAAGAUGACGUAUGGAUUGGGAAGACCCUUUACAGAAUGCCAUAUGUAAACAACAAUGAGUAUCUCCAGCUGGCAAGAUUAGACUACAACAACUGCCAAGCAUUACAUCGCAUUGAAUGGGCCAAUUUUCAAAAGUGGUAUGAAGAAUGCAAUCUAACAGAUUUUGGGAUAAGCAGAAAAACCCUUCUCUACUCUUAUUUUUUGGCAGCAGCCAGUGUAUUUGAGCCGGAAAGGUCCAUUGAGCGAGUUGCAUGGGCUAAGACUACGAUCUUGCUCGAGAUGAUCCACUCUUAUUUCCACGAGGAUAAUGACAGUUCUGGUGCUCAGAGGCGAACUUUCGUACAUGAAUUCAGCACUGGUAUUAGCAUUAAUGGAAGGAGGUCGGGUACAAAGAAGACAAGGAAGGAACUCGUUAAGAUGGUGCUCGGAACCCUAAAUCAGCUCUCUUUUGGCGCAUUGGAGGUUCAUGGUCGAGACAUUAGCCACAGUUUGCGUCAUGCUUGGGAAAGGUGGCUCUUGAGCUGGGAAUUGGAAGGAGAUAGACGCCGAGGGGAAGCAGAACUACUGGUGCAGACAAUAAACCUUACUGCUGGCUAUAAGGUCUCUGAGGAGCUCUUGGUCUAUCAUCCUCAAUAUGAACAGCUCGCCGACCUGGCAAACAGAAUAUGCUAUCAACUUGGUCAUUACCAGAAGAACAAGGUGCAUGACAACGGAAGCUACAGCACUAUUACCGGUAGCACUGACAGAAUCACAACCCCACAAAUAGAAUCUGACAUGCAAGAACUUAUGCAGUUAGUGAUCCAAAAGACCUCGGAUGGAAUAGAUGCUAAAAUCAAGCAAACAUUCCUUCAAGUAGCCAAGAGUUUUUACUAUACCGCAUUCUGUGAUCCUGGGACUAUCAACUACCAUAUAGCUAAAGUGCUUUUUGAGACAGUGGCUUAGCCUUUAUAUGUAUUUGUAUUAUAGCCAUUUCAUCAGUGCUUUCUUGUAAACGAAAACCACAAAUGAAUAAAAUCAUUCAA